Microstroma glucosiphilum is the source of this 3606-nucleotide messenger RNA. RefSeq names its product transcription elongation factor Spt5. Gene Ontology annotation, cellular component: DSIF complex. Gene Ontology annotation, molecular function: protein binding; mRNA binding. Bases 1 to 3606 code for a protein of 1201 amino acids. Gene Ontology annotation, biological process: regulation of transcription by RNA polymerase II; transcription elongation by RNA polymerase II; regulation of DNA-templated transcription elongation. The record is from RefSeq and is a predicted model, not a curated record. NCBI's taxonomy places the organism in Eukaryota, Fungi, Basidiomycota, Exobasidiomycetes, Microstromatales, Microstromataceae. The transcript is spliced from 2 exons.
AUGUCGGCUGCCGCGCCUCGGAACGGAGACGCCGAAGCGCUGGCCAGGGCAUUCGAUGAGGAUGAUGACGACCAGAAGCCUUCCCAGGCAGCUCAAGGCACUGCGAGCGAAGAGGAAGACGACGAAGAUGAAGACGACGCCGCUCCUCGAUCUCGUAGACACUUUGACGAAGAGGAGGACGACGAGGAAGACGACGAGGAAGACGACGAGGACGAAGAGGAGGAAGACGAGGAGGACGACAGUACGGGUAGAGAUGGGGGAGCCCGCAAAAGGAGGAAGCGAAGAGGUGGCAAUCGUUUCCUCGAUGUAGAAGCCGAGGUCGACGAGGAUGAAGAGGACCUGGAAGAGGAGGAAGAGGAGCUGGCCAAGGAAGAUGGGUUCAUUGAGCAAGAGUUGGCCGAAGAAACCGAGUCAGCUCGUCGGCGUGAUGCCGCUGACAAUCAGAGGUUGGAUCGCCUGCGUCGUGAACAGGAAGACAAGAGCGCCGAACAGCUCGCCUCUGAGCUCAACGAGCGUUACCGCCGAUCGGCACGCUACGCAGCCCAGUCUGACUAUGCCGAAGUCCCUCAACGACUCCUCAUGCCCUCCGUGGAUGAUCCGAAGCUUUGGUCGGUGAAGUGCAAGCUGCUGAGGGAGAGAGACAUUGUCAUGACUCUGUUCCGCAAGCAAGAAGCUCUGGGAGGGUCUCUCGGCUUCAUCUCCGCCUUCUGUAGAGACUCCGUUCCAGGAAGGAUCUACGUCGAGGCAAGGAGUGCUGGAGACGUCCUGGAGGCCUGUCUCGACAUUGUCGGAUGCUACGCCCGAUCGGAGCAAAAUCUCACAAUGGUUCCAAUUGGAGAGAUGGCUGAUCUGCUCAAGAUCACCAAGCAGCAGUCCACCGUCAAGAUUGGUGGCUGGGUCAGGCUCAAGCGCGGCAAGCACGCCGGUGAUCUCGCCCAAGUCAUCGAUCAGGCAGAGAAUGGUGAAGACGUCGGCAUCAAAUUUGUGCCACGUAUUGAUAUGACACCGAGAGAAACUACGGAGACCUUCAUCGACAGGAACGGCAAGAAGAGGAAAAAGACUGCUGCUGCUGCUGGCAGAGCAUUUGGAGGCUCAGUACACCGCCCUCAGCAGCGCUUCUUCAACCCAGAAGAGGUUCGCAAGGUGUACCCCGGUGCCGACAGGCCUGUGAAGAGGGGUGACAGAGAGUGGGUGUUCCAGAAGGACACUUUCAAGGAUGGAUACUGUGAGCGCGAUGUCCGGAUCGAUCAUCUCACACUCGACGACGUCAAGCCCUCCCUCGACGAGAUUACCAAGUUUGCGGGCAACGCUUCCGCUACAUCUGCGAUCAAGAAGGACGAGGACGGUAGCGGGACGCUAUCCUUGGACUCGGCACAUCCAGUCGAUUUGCAGAUGCUGGCCGAUGCAGCGAAAGAGUCGUCGACCACGACGCUGGAAAGGGACGACGCGGUAGAAGUCUUCGAGGGAGACCUCACUGGGGUUGAAGGUACCGUUCAGAAGAUCAGCGGCAAUGUGGUCACCAUCCUGUUCAGCAAAGCUGACAUGAAUCUGGUGAAUCAGACUGCUGAAGUGUCUUCAUCUUCUGUGCGCAAACGCUUCCGCCCUGGAGACCACGUCAAGGUUACCACCGGCAAGCACCGUGAUGAGACCGGUUUGGUAGUCAAGACCGAGGACAACUUCACAACGUUCCUCUCCGAUCUCACCAUGUCCGAAGUCACCGUCUUCUCCAAGGACCUUCGUCAGGCCACUGAGGUUGGCUCAGGUGUCAAUGACAUUGCUGGAUACGAGCUCCACAAUCUGGUACAGCUCGAUGCUCAGACUGCCGGAGUCAUCUUCAAGAUUGAGAGGGAGAGUUUCAGAGUACUCGACCAACUGGGCAAUGUCCUGACAGUGCGUCCACAUCAAAUUUCGAUGAAGAGGGACACUGUUCGAGCCGUCGCCCUCGACAACGAAGGCAGUGAGUUCCGAGCCGGAGACAAGAUGAAGGAGGUCGAAGGGGAGCAUCGAGAGGGGCAGGUCCUCCACAUCUACCAGUCUGUUCUGGUAUUCAUGCACAACCGUGAUGUGGCAGACAAUGGCGGUGUCUUUAUCUCGCGAGCCCGCCAACUCGUACCCGUCGCUCCGAAGAGCACUGCUUUCCUCGGCAACGGAGCGUCCAAAGGCUCGACUGAUCUGUCAAAGCAGAAUCCGCAAUUGACGGCUGGACUGGAUGCUGCUCAACUCACCGGCGGAGGAGGAGCUGCAUCGAGUAUGAGAAAGACAGGCCGGGAUCCCCUGCAGGGGAAGACUGUUUCCAUUGUAAAGGGGCCAUACAAGACGUAUCGCGGUAUCAUCAAGGACACGAAUGGAAUGAUGGCCAGAGUCGAGCUUCACACGAUGUCCAAGAUUCUGACUAUUGACAUCAAGUCUCUCAUUGAAAGGGAUCCUCUGACAGGAAAAGCCAAGCCACUUAUGGGAGCUGGAGCUGGUGCUGGAUUUGGUGGUGAUAGGGCACCACAGACUGCCAAUCCGUAUGCUUCUGGUCCAAUGAGGGCUGCCAAUCCCUACGCUACCCCAUAUGCGGGUAUGGGUGCUGCUACACCCUAUGGAGCUUCUGGAGGCGGAAAGACACCAGCACACAAUCCUUACGAUGGCAGCAAGACCCCGGCGUACGGCGACGGCAGUCGGACCCCAGCGUACGGCGCUUUCGAUGGCGGCAAGACCCCUGCCUAUGGAGGAUUCGGAGGUGGUAAGACGCCCAAUCCCUAUGCAGCCAUGGAUGCUCCUACGCCCUCCGGUAGCAAAACCCCGGCCCACUAUGGCGGCUACGGAGGCAAAACUCCCAACCCGUACGCCAGCAAUGACGGGUCGAAGACGCCUCACUAUGCUGCGCCGCCGCCCCCUCGUCGAUAUGGGGAUAACAAUCCGUAUGCUUCUGCUCCCACGCCCUACGGAGGGUCGGCUCCAACACCAUAUGGAUCGGCUCCUACUCCUGGCGGUAGCGGGCAAGGCUACACCGGUGCUCCCACUCCUGGCAUGUAUGCAGGCAACCCUUAUGCUGCUCCAACACCCGCUGCUCAUCAAGCCGGACCUGGGGCACGAGCGUGGGGAGCUCCAACACCCGCAGGUAACGGUGCGUUGGCUGCUCCAACUCCAGGAGCUGGACCGGGCGCUCACUACGGUGCUACGCCCGGAGGCUUCAGCGCUCCUACGCCGUGGGGAGGUCACGGCAAUGGCGCUGUUGGAGCGCGCCCUAGUACCCAUCUGGAGGGAGCUGACAAGCCACUAGCUCGUACGCUUGUACGCAUUGCCAAGGACGGUGCCUCGAAUGCUUCCUUUGAAGGAGGCCGAUUGGAUCGAAGCGUGGGUACCAUUGUCUCCACCUCUGCCAACGGUGACACAGCCACGAUUCGUAUGGAUGCAGGCGAGGUGCUGCAGGAUGUGCCCAUGAGGUUCAUCGCACCACAACGACCGAAUGGGAGCGGCGAAGUCUGUCUCAUUACCAUGGGUGAGCAUCGAGGCAAGAAUGCAAAGGUGAUGAGUGUGGACGGCAAUGACUUCAUGGUGACACUGGACAGCAAAGAGAUGGUGGUGGUGCCUCCCGGCGCUCUGGCGAAGCGAGCCUGA